UUAAUUGAAAAAACGAAACCGGGAAAAUGAAAGAAAAAGACGAGAGAGAGAGAGGAAGAGGAAGAGGAAGAGGGUAACCACCACUCUGCCCCAUUACCAAUAAUUUUGCUACAAAAAAAAAAUUUGAAGACUUUGUGGAGAAGCAAUCAGACCCAGUGAAGACGAAACCUUAGUCGAUCUGGUGUUUCUGUUUAGUCUCUCCCACUUGCAAUGCCGGAGAUCUAACUGCCCCCAAACAUUUCUCACCAACAACAACAACAACAACAACAAUGGCGUCCAGAACCAAAACCGGUUUAAUGGAGACUCCUCGUAGUAAACCAUCUCCUCCGCCACCAAGGCUGACUAAAUCAUCAGUGACUAAAUCCGAUGGAAGUUCACCAUCUUCUGUGCACAGCACCCGUCUCUCACUAGACCGUUCCCCACAAUCUGUUAACUCCAAGCCUUCUCCUGAUCGUCGUACUGCAAGAGUCCCUACUCCACCUGAGAAGUCGCAGUCACGGUUAGGGAAAGGAUCUGAGCUACAAGCCCAACUGAAACAGAUUCAGGAGGAUUUGAGAAAAGCUAACGAGCAAAUAGCAGUGCUCAAGAAAGACAAAGCUAAAGCUCUCGAUGAUCUCAAAGGCUUUGAGAAGCUAAACAAAGAAGCCAAUGAGAAACUCAAAGAAGCACUGGCAGAAGCUCAGGGGAGUUCCGAGAUUGAAGCGGUUCAUCACGAGAAGGAUCUCUCUUGGAAGAAAGAGGUUGAAUCUAUAAGAAGCCAGCAUGCUUUAGACAUCUCAGCUCUUCUCUCCACCACUGAAGAGCUCCACAGGGUUCAACAAGAGUUGGCUAUGACUGCUGACGCUAAAAACAAGGCGCUGAGUCACGCAGAGGAAGCGACCAAGAUCGCUGAGAUGCAGGCGGAGAAGGUGGAGGUUCUUUCUGCUGAGUUAAGUCAGCUAAAGGCAUUGGUUAGUUCUGAGGAAAAGAAGAAGGCUACUGAAGGAGAUGAGGUUGUGUCUAAACUGAGAUCCGAAAUUGAGAUGCUGAGAGGGGAGCUUGAGAAUGUUAGCGUCUUAGAGAAUAAGGUGAAGGAUCAAGAAGAGUGCAUUGAGCAGCUCCACGUUGACCUCGAAGCUGCUAAAAUCGUUGAAUCAUGUGCUAAUAGCUUAGCAGCUGAGUUGAAGAAUGAACUUGAAAAACAAGUUGAAGAGUCAAAUAAGUUGAAGACGUCUGCUUCAGAGUCUUUAGAUUCAGCUAUGAAGAAGCUGGGAGAAAACAGUCAUGCGCUUCAUGAGGCAGAGUUGGACAAUGCUGCGUUGAAAGAAAAGAUUGAGUCCAUGGUGAUGACAAUUGCAAGGCAGGAAGAAGAUCUUCAGGAAUCUCAACGCCAGGUUUGCACUUUGAAAGAAGAAACUUCUAAGCUUGAAAAACUCGUUGAGUCAGUGAAAGCUGACCUUGCAACCGCCCAAGAAGAAGCUUUGGACAAUGAAAAGACUACAACAUCACAUAUUCAGAACUUACUGAAUGAAAAGACGGAGCUUGCGACAGAGCUGGAGAGCUGUAGGAAGGAAGAAGAGGAAACCAAGAAAGCUAUGGAAGGCUUAACUCUGGAGUUGCAGGAAGUAUCUGUGGAAGCAAGGGAAGCUAAGGAGAGGCUCUUGACAUGUCAAGCAGAGCUUGAACAUUGUGGAACUCAGAUUGAGAGUUUGAAGUUGGCCGCGAAAGAGACAAAUGAGAAGUCUGAAAGAAUGCUUGAAGAUGCAAGAAACGAAAUCGAUAGCCUGAAGAAUAGUUUAGGAAAGAGUCAAGAUGAGAGUGCCAGUUCGAAGACUGAGUGGGAACAGAGAGAACUUCAUUUGAUGGCUUGUGUGAAGAAAUCGGAAGAUGAAACGUUCUCUCUGCAGGGAGAGCUUAGCAAGGUGGAGGAUUUGCUUAAUCUCAAGGAAAAUGAGGUGAAGGCAGCAAAAGAAGAAGAAGCCAAUGCGAAAAGGAAACUUGAGGAACUUGAGGAGGAGCUUAAGGAUAUGCAGGAAAGAGUUGGAGAAGUGAAAGCUGAGAGUGUGAAAGUUAAAGAAAGUUUGUUGGAGAAAGAAAACGAACUAGAGAAUGCUGCUGCAGACAACAAAAAGCUCGGAGAUGAGUUGUCAAAGAUAAAUGAAAGCUUGGUGGAUAAAGAGACAAUACUGCAGAGCAUUAUUCAAGAAGCGGAGGAGCUCAGAGGGAGGGAACUUGAUUAUCUCAAGAAGAUUGAGGAGUUGUCAGCUGCAAAUUUAAGUUUGCUUGACAAAGAAACCAAACUGUUGAGCAGUGUCCAAGAAGCUGAGGAGCUCAGAGGGAGGGAGCUUGAGUAUCUCAAGAAGAUUGAAGAGUUGUCAGCAGAGAAUGUGAGCUUGACUGACAAAGAAACCAAACUGUUGAGCAUUGUUGAAGAAGCUGAUGAGCUCAAAGGGAGGGAGCUUGAUUACCUCAAGAAGAUUGAAGAGUUGUCAGCAGCGAAUGUAAGCUUGGUUGACAAAGAAACCAAACUGUUGAGCAUUGUUCAAGAAGCUGAGGAGCUCAGAGGUAGGGAGCUUGAUUAUCUCAAGAAGAUUGAAGAGUUGUCAGCAACUUUGUCAGCAGCGAAUGCGAGUUUGGUUGACAAAGAAACCAAACUGUUAAGCAUUGUUCAAGAAGCUGAUGAGCUUAAAAGGACAGAGAUUGCUUGUCUGAAGAAGAUUGAAGAGUUGUCAGCAGUGAAUGAGAGUUUGGUUGACAAAGAAACCAAACUAUUGAGCAUUGCUCAAGAAGCUGAGGAGCUCAAAAGAACAGAGAUUGCUCAUCUGAAGAAGAUUGAAGAGUUGUCAGCAUUGAAUGAGAGUUUGACUAACAAAGAAACGAAACUGCAGAGCACCAUUCAAGAAAUCGAGGUGCUCAAAGAAAAGGAGUCUGUAUACAUCAAGAAGAUUGAGGAGUUGUCAUUGCCAAAUGAGAUAUUAGCUGAGAAAGAAGCCAAACUACAGUCAGCUGUUAAGGAGAAUGAAGAGUUAAGAGAAAGGGAGUCUUCUUACCAUAAGAAGCUUGAAGAGUUGUCAAAAGUAUCUGACAACGUUGCUGCCACAGAAAUCAAACUCCACAUUUCCACUCAAGAAAACGAAGAGCUUAGAGAAAGGGAAGCUGCAUAUCUCAAGAAAAUCGAAGAGUUAUCAAAGCUGCAAGAGAAUCUUCUUGACAAAGAUAAAGACUCCAUGGAAGCGGAAGGCUACCAUAUAGAAAAGAGAGAAGCUUCUUCAGAGAGAGAGUCGGAUCACGAGUUUGCUGAAGAGGAAGAGGAAUCGAAAGCAGAAGGCAGUGACAACUUUGAUCAGUUAAGCAAUGGCUUGUCUUCAGCUGAACAUAUAGAAUAUUCCGGGAGUCUGCACUCAAAGGAACGAGAGCAGAAGAAGAAGAAACCUUUGCUCCGGAAGUUUGGAAAUCUACUGAAGAAGAAGAGUACCAGCAGCAGCAGCAGCAGCCAUAAAUAGAGGGAAGAUGAGACUAUUAUCAUUUCUACUGCAAAUGAACAUUAUUUCUUGGUUGAUUUGUCUUUAAAUCUUUGAAGAGUAUAGCUUCAGAUUCAAUUUAAGGUGCUUGAUCUCUGGUUUA
This is a messenger RNA of Brassica napus (rape), 3603 nucleotides long. Its product is annotated as WEB family protein At4g27595, chloroplastic-like. NCBI's taxonomy places the organism in Eukaryota, Viridiplantae, Streptophyta, Magnoliopsida, Brassicales, Brassicaceae. Gene Ontology annotation, biological process: reciprocal meiotic recombination. The transcript has 3 exons. The record is from RefSeq and is a predicted model, not a curated record. The coding region runs from base 270 to 3482 and encodes 1070 amino acids.